GAUUGGCCUGACCUUUCAGCCAGAUGUUUCUGAUCAUCAGAGAUUUAGAAAUAAAGAACAAAGUGCUCAGUGGGAUCCAUUCAAGAGGGGCUUCACUGAGGACUCGACCCUCCAGAAUGACCAGAGGCUUUUCACUGGAGACAGACUUGCUCAGUGCACUGAAUCUGAGAAAGCAUUGAACCAGAGCUUCAGUGUUCAAAGAUGUGUCAGGGCUAGGUUUGCAGAGAACCAUUAUGAAUGUGAUAAAUGUGGAGAAGGCUUUCAUCCAAGUUCUAAACUCAGUAUACCUAAUGGUCAGCAUUUGGAAGACAGUCUUCAUAAAUAUAAUGAAUGUGGGAAAGCUCAUAACCAGUCCUCCAGUGUUGGUGAUCAUCAGAAAAUUCACAAGGGGAAAAAACCUUACCAAUGUCAAGAAUUUGGAAAGUCAGUUAACCACAGCUCAAAGCUUAUGCAACAUUGUAGAAUUCAUACUGGAGAGAAACCUUACCAAUGUGAAGAAUGUGGGAAGGCCUUUAAACAGAGCUCAGGGCUGACCCAACAUCAGAUAAUUCAUACUGGAGAGAAACCUUACAAAUGUCAAGAAUGUGGCAAGGCCUUUCACAUUAGCUUAAGGCCUACUUAUCAUCACAGAAUUCAUACUGGAGAGAAACCUUACAAAUGUCAAGAAUGUGGCAAGGCCUUUAGGUGGCCCUCAAACCUUACUCGACAUCAUAUAAUUCAUCCUGGAGAGAAACCUUACAAAUGUCCAGAAUGUGGCAAGACCUUUAACUGGUCUUCAGACCUUACUCAACAUCCCAUAAUUCAUACAGCAGGGAACACUUUACAAUGUCAAGUAUGUGGUAAGACCUUUAACUGGUCUUCAGACCUUACUCAACACCACCAAACUCAUAGUGGAGAGAAACCUUACCAAUGUCAAGAAUGUGGCAAGUCCUUUAAACAGAGCUCAGCGCUUACCCAAAAUCACGUAAUUCAUACUGGAGAAGAACCUUACAAAUGUCAAGAAUGUGCGAAGGCCUUUACGUAGCCCUCAGAGCUUAUUAAACAUCAAAUAAUUCAUACUGGAGAGAAACCUUACCAAUGUAAAGACUGUGGGAAGGCCUUUACAUGGCUCUCACCACUUACUAAACAUCUCCGAAUUCACACUGGAGAGAAACCUUACAAAUGUCAAGAAUGUGGCAAGGCCUUGUCCAGCAAACAUAGAAUUCAUACUGGAAAGAAACCUGACAAGCGCCGCUGUGGCAAAGCUUUUAACACACAAACAACCCUCACUGGACAUGAGAAAAUUCGUACUGGAGAAAAACCUGCAAAUAUCCUUCGUGAGGACAAAAUCUAG
Molecule: messenger RNA, 1333 nt
Organism: Enhydra lutris kenyoni (northern sea otter)
Lineage: Eukaryota; Metazoa; Chordata; Mammalia; Carnivora; Mustelidae
Product: zinc finger protein 724-like
Biological process (GO): regulation of transcription by RNA polymerase II
Molecular function (GO): DNA-binding transcription factor activity, RNA polymerase II-specific; RNA polymerase II cis-regulatory region sequence-specific DNA binding
Source: RefSeq, a predicted model, not a curated record